AUGAGCAGCCUCGAAGACCCAGAGCUGCAGCCGCUGAUUACACCUACGUCACAACAAUUGGAUGUGCUUCCAUCACGCUCAGUUGAGGACGAUGUUCUCCCAGAGACAUCAACACUCGGUCGCACGUUGACAUGGCAAAGCGCCUACAUUCUCGUUAUCUCAAGAGUGAUUGGUAGCGGGAUCUUUGCUACUCCAGGCGCAAUCCUUCGCUCAGUUGGUAGCCCCGGCCUGUCACUCUCACUUUGGAUUGUCGGCGCAAUAAUUGCUGCAUGUGGAUUGAUGAUUUCCCUUGAGUUUGGUUCGAUGCUACCACGGUCCGGGGGAGACAAAGUGUACCUGGAAUUCACAUAUCGUCGACCCCGUUUUCUAGCAUCGACCCUCAUCGCCGUUCAGGCCGUUCUUCUGGGAUUUACAGCGAGUAAUUGCAUCGUUUUCAGCGAAUAUCUUUUGUUUGCACUGGGCGGCGAGAACCCCAGCGAUUUCCUUCGAAAAGGGAUUGCGGUUGCACUGCUCACACUCGUCACCCUGAUUCACGGUUGUUUCCCACGUUUCGGCAUCAAGCUGCAAAACUUUUUAGGUUGGAUCAAAGUCGCCCUCAUUAUCUUCAUGAUAAUGUCAGGUCUCUAUGUUGUUUUGUUCAGACCAACACCAGAAUCCGCUCAGAAAACAACUGGAGUACUCGGCUGGGGAGACUUGUGGGAAGACACCAAUUGGAAUUGGGGUGUAAUUGCUACAUCCUUAUUCAAGGUUUUCUAUUCAUACGCAGGGCUCGACAACGCCAAUUACGUGCUGAAUGAGGUCAAAGACCCAGUUCGAACAUUGCGAUCUGUGACAAUGGCGGCGUUGACUACGGCAUGUGGACUUUACGCCCUUAUCAACGUGGCAUACUUUCUCGUCGUUCCCAUUGACGAGAUAAAGCAGAGUGGCGAGCUGAUAGCGGCUCUCUUCUUUGAACGAAUAUUUGGUGCGGGCGUUGGGAAAACAAUCCUUCCACUGGCAGUUGCUCUGAGUGCAGGGGCAAACGUUCUCGUCGUCGCCUUCUCAGCGGCGCGAACAAAACAAGAAAUUGCCAGACAAGGUUUUCUCCCGUUUUCCGACAUUUUAUCAUCGACAAAGCCAUUCAACUCACCUCUAGGCGGAUUAUUUGUCCACUACAUUCCAUCAUUUCUGGUUAUCACGUUGCCACCUUCUAGGGACGUCUACUCGUUCAUCCUGGAGGUUGAAGGCUACCCCGGGCAAAUCUUAGCAUUGGCCAUUGGUGCAGGACUUCUAUGGCUACGCUUCAAACGACCCGAUAUCAAGCGUCCAUUUAAAGCAUGGGUCCCAGCAGUAGUCUUACGAAUCGGCCUAAGCAUGGCUCUGCUUGCUGCACCUUUUUUCCCGCCGGAUACAAAGCCGCCAAACGGGCUAUUUUACGCCACGUAUGCAAUAAUCGGCGUGAGCAUCAUUAUAGCUGGAGUGAUAUAUUGGUACAUUUGGACUGUCCUCUUACCCCGGUGUGGGGGUUAUCAGAUUGAGGAAAAAGAAGAGAUUCUCAGUGAUGGGACAACUAUUACAAAACUUACGUACGAUCGACCUUUCCAAGCUCAUUCUGUUAUCAUAAGCGAUCUCACAGGUGACGAAGAGCGGUUUUCGCUGGACAGAAAUGGGUUUCAAAUUUAUCGCAGCCAGUCGACUGAGAAGCAAUUUCAAGACGACGAUCAGAUUAAGUCGUCUUACUAUGCAGAAGUUGAGGAGCUUUUAAAGGAUGUGACGGGUGCCAGCCGUGUGUUUAUCUUCGACCAUACUAUUCGCCGCCAGCCGCCCGGAUCAGCAACGCAAGAACGAGCGGGUCGCGGACCAGUGCAACGAGUUCAUAUUGAUCAAUCGUAUAAGGCUGCUCUUUCCCGAGUUCCACACCACCUUCCAGAAGAUGCCAACCACUUGCUCAAGGGUCGAGUACAGAUCAUCAACGUCUGGAGGCCCAUAAAAACUGUACAAAGAGACCCACUCGCCUUCGCGGAAGCUGGGUCUGUUUCUGAGUCUGACCUGGUCGUGACCGAAUUGAUUUAUCCUAAUCGGCGAGGAGAGACAUAUGCAGUCAGGCACAACACCAACCACAUGUGGUACUACAAGCAUGGUCUGACACCGGACGAAGUGAUUCUCAUCAAGUGCUUCGACAGCAAGACGGAUGGGAGAGCUAGAAGAGUGCCCCACACAGCUUUCGUCGAUCCCACGGCUAGCCCAGAUGCACCACCAAGAGAAAGCAUAGAGGUUCGAGCUCUUGUUUUCCACCCUGAAGACCAAGAGUAGGUCAUGGAUCCAUUUGUAUUUCCUUUCUUCGGCUUCAGUGUACACGCAAGGUGCCACCGGACCCUUGAACUUGAGCAAGCUUCAGCCUUCACGUCAGUAGCGGUAUUAUGACGCGUAGCAAAGCCAUCAUUCUUUUAGCAAAAUAGGAUUCAAACUACUUAGUCCAGCUGUAAAUAAGAUUGGCACUAGAUUGAAUACUGUAGGUACUUUGCUUUACUUUACUUAGCAGGGUGGCAAAAAAUUCAAAGCACC
Molecule: messenger RNA, 2544 nt
Organism: Colletotrichum godetiae
Lineage: Eukaryota; Fungi; Ascomycota; Sordariomycetes; Glomerellales; Glomerellaceae
Product: amino acid permease-domain-containing protein
Exons: 6
Coding region: 1-2292 (763 amino acids)
Biological process (GO): amino acid transmembrane transport
Cellular component (GO): membrane
Molecular function (GO): oxidoreductase activity; L-amino acid transmembrane transporter activity
Source: RefSeq, a predicted model, not a curated record